This is a messenger RNA of Dendrobium catenatum, 510 nucleotides long. RefSeq lists its product as uncharacterized. The transcript has a single exon. NCBI's taxonomy places the organism in Eukaryota, Viridiplantae, Streptophyta, Magnoliopsida, Asparagales, Orchidaceae. Bases 1 to 510 code for a protein of 169 amino acids. The record is from RefSeq and is a predicted model, not a curated record.
AUGGGAAAAAAGACAUCUACAGUAGCCGGUCGCGCUUGGCGUCUCCUCCGUCUUCCCCUGCUCAGGACUAGGAAGGGGGCAGAAUUGAAGCCACGCUCGCUCGACGACUCCCGCGCUCUAAACAGCGACACUUACAUCUCGCAUUACAGCGAACGCGAAUUCUCAUUCGAUGACACCCCGUCCUACCAAUCAAAGACUCACCACCGCUCCGCUUCCCUCUGCUUUCUCCCCUGCCUCACACCAACCGCCGACUUCGAAAGCGACGAAGAUUGGGAUUCAAUAGAAAAGAAGUACAUGGAGGUGGAGGAGAGUGAUCAAGAUCUUAACGAUCAUAUCAUCGACGAGGAGGAAGAUAGGGAUUCACAGACUUCUUGGUCUGAUGCAACGCUGGAGAAGGUGGUUGAUGAGGAGGACCAGGAGAUUGAUUCAAGGGCUGAAAAGUUUAUCACGGAGUUCUACGAGAAAAUCAAGCUGCAACGCCAUUAUUCACCUUUGGGCCGGGCAUCAUAA